Molecule: messenger RNA, 1551 nt
Organism: Aspergillus chevalieri
Lineage: Eukaryota; Fungi; Ascomycota; Eurotiomycetes; Eurotiales; Aspergillaceae
Product: DnaJ family domain-containing protein
Exons: 2
Coding region: 1-1551 (516 amino acids)
Source: RefSeq, a predicted model, not a curated record
AUGAGUGCGAAGCAUGUGUCUGUGUUGAAUUUAACCAGGAUUCCUGCCAGGUGCAGAGCUGUAUAUCAGCAGCGAACGACUUUCGUCCCGAGGAGCCUCUCUACAUCAAACGUCCUGAAGCAGGACGGCAACAGCGAGAAGAAAGAUGAUUCAUCCUCGCAAAAUGAACCCCAGGAAGAGAGCGCCAUGGUGCGGAGGCUGUCAGAAAUGACAGAGGAUGCAAUGCUGGAAGGAGGUCGAUCUGCGCGCAAGAAUAUACAGGAGGCGGGGUUUUCGGAGGAUCUAAAGGCAAAGCUCGAGGAGAGACUUGCUGGGAGUACGUUCAGGAAUGAGUAUGCUGCUGCUCACUCCAUUGUGGACAUGCCGGAAAGCGCAGGACAAGGAACUCAAGAUAUCGCCGGAUCCACGCCCUGGUCUGGAGCAGAGGAACUCCCCGACAUCACUCUCCGAAUGCUAGAUGACGCGAAGCCGAAGCCAAUCCGCACUCCCUAUAAAAUCCCCCAGCCAAAUCCCGUCGACCUCCGCAUCAGCCCCAAGCGCAAAGUCUCGCCCGGUGUCCGCAUCGCAGAAGCCAAAGAGCGUACCGCCACUUACAACCUAAGCCAGAGUCCUGGUCUUACAGACAAAGAACGCCAAAAGGUACGGGAGGAGCUGCGCGAAAGAUUCACGCCAGGUGCUCGACCAAUGCCCGUGUCUCUUCAGGGCUUCGCGUCGCUUGCCAACGAACGGAUCGAAGAUGCCAUCUCUCGUGGACAGUUCAGGAACAUAAAGCGGGGCAAGGGUGUUAAUACCGAAGUCGACCAUAAUGCAAACAAUGCCUUCAUGGAUACAACAGAGUAUCUCAUGAACAAGAUGAUCCAGAGACAGGAGAUCGUUCCGCCCUGGAUUGAGAAGCAGCAAGAGCUCGCGAAGGAGGUAGAUCGGUUCCGUCAGCGCUUGCGGGCUGACUGGAGGAGACAUGCUGCGAGAAUGAUCGCAAGUGAGGGAGGGCCUUUAGGAGAGCAAAUGAGGCGUGCUCGGGCACAUGCUGCAGCAGAAGUUCGACUGGCUGAGAGGGCGAGGAUCGAGAAAUUUUUUCAGGAAGAUAGCUCGGAACCCGAGACACAGUCAGUAACGGAACCGUCUUCUUCCACUCCAGAGACACAAGCCGAAAGGACUGAUGACGAGAAUCUACCACAUUUACCCCCCCUCCGUGACCAUCACUAUCUCUCCAUCGAACGCCCAUACCACGAGGUCACAGUGAAGAAUCUCAAUGCACUAGCUCGCUCAUACAACCUCCAAGCGCCUCCAGUCGCACAAAAACCCUACAUCAACCUCGACCGCGAAUUAUCCUCCUGCUUUGCGGAUGUAGCGCCAAGCCUGGCCGAUGAAAUCAAACGCAGGGCGAUGGAGAGGGCACAAGGUCCCUCGACGAUGGUCCAUCAAAAGACGUCCUCGGUGAUGGAUUCGCUGAGUACUAUGCAGACGUCUCAUGUCUAUGAUGAGGAUGAAUCGAAGGGCUAUGGGUUCAGAGAAUUUUGGCGGGAUUUGUUCUCGAAAAAGAAUAGGUAG